AUGUCGACUAAGCCCGAGUUUAACAUAUUUCAAAGAUUUGAACAAUGCAUCCGUGAAUUAACUCCGACUAGUGCGAUCGAUGUUGGCAACUUGAUUAGUGGCGAAAUUUGCGAAUAUUACUUGUCGAAGUUCGUUGGCGAAAAUAGCGAAGAGCGAAAACUCAAUGGUGUCUUCUAUAGUUGCAUGCAACACGCGAUAACACUGUUAUGCUGCUGCUUACUUAAUUCAAAAAUUUUAACAACGUCACAAAGCGACUUGCCGCUGUCUGUUAAAAAAUCAGUAAUCGACUUUCUUCAAUCUUGCUGCCAUAAAGUUGUAAUACCAUUACGACAAUGUAUGGCAGAAACGACUAGAAAGGACUACGAAUUCAUUUCCUAUGUCCAAUUUUCGGCUUUAUUGAUGUCCUAUACGUUGCUGGAAGUUUUCACUGCCUUUCAAUGUAAUGGUAAAGAAAUACCUACAGAUAUGUAUAAUGCGAUAAUUUCUCUGCAGUGGAAGGAUAAGAGAAUUCAGGUCGUGAAUUGGUCACAAAGGCAAUGUGAUUUGGCAUUAGAAAACUUUAAGAUUCGAUAUUUGUUGACAAUUUAUGCCGUUCAAAGAUCGGUGUAUUCGUUAUUGAUGCCGCAGAAUGAAGAACAAUCAUUUGUCUUUGAAGAUUAUCUAUAUUUUAUCAAUGAAUUGCCAUUUAAUAAAAAUGAUUUAUUGAUAAAUGAUGUCAACUCUGAAGAUAAUGCGAACUUAGAUAGCAGCCCAGUAGCAUUGAUGCUUGUAAUUAAUGAAAAGACUUUCCCUCUUUAUUCUUGGAAAUUAUUGUUGGACAAGUUGCCAUUUUACAUAGCUUAUUUGAAUAAUAGUCAAAUAUUAGAUAUAUGCCGAUCUCUAAUUAAGACGAUGUACUCUUGCCCCAACAGUUGUACUACUAAACGCAAUAGCAGUUAUUAUUCGAUUUCUUGUGGAGCUAUUAUGCAAGCAACAUUGAUCGACUUACAACCUUUUCAGUCGUGCUUAAUGUCAUGUAUUUUAGAUGAAAUGAAACAACUGUUUAAUCCUAUAAGGAAUUCUCUUAAUCUGCAAAGCGUAGUCUUUGAAGCUCUUGGUAAUUUGGCUAGGCCAUCAUUUGAAUGGCAGAGUGCCCUUCACUACCCUAGCUCAGAUGACAAAGCAAGUAAAUCCGUUAACUCUGAAGCCUGGGAUAUUAUAGAACAUGCUCAAAGGCUUAUAGGUGCUAGUGAAAUGAGAUGGUGUAUCGUUCAUAAGCCGCUUCAUUCUGAGGAACUUAGCUCGUUGAAUGAUAUGCAUAGACUAAUCAAGAUUUUCUAUAUGCUUCCUUUGGAUUGUUUACUCCCAGUCAAUUAUACCAGAUGUUUUCUAUCUCUUAUAUGUUGGGAUUGGAUUAUUUCAGGCGCCUUGGAAACGGAAAUAGACUGGAGAUAUCGCCUUCAACUGGAAUUGCGACAGAUAAUGUGGCUUCUCUUGAAUCCUCGUGUAACAUUGAUUAAUACCUGUCAUCGCUUUCUUAAAAGACUAAAUCCUCUCACGGUUCUUGAUAAUCAUUUAUUGACCGAUCUUUCAUCGCUAAAUUCGAAAAAUGCUAGCGCUGAUCGACGAGUGAGCUCUAAAGAAACAAAAGAAUUGCACAAAAUCACAACAGAUAUCGUUAGCUCUGCUUUUCGUAACUGGCUAGGUGGUAAAACAUUACUUAAAUUUGCCUCUAAUUUAAUAAAACAGCUGAGGCCACGGAUUGAUGAUUUCGUUCAAGAAAUUAUGCAGGUUUCUUCAACUUCUGAAAUAGAACAGGUUAUCUUGGAACACAGUCUCCUUCUGAAAUUUAUAUUUUCGGUGUUGGAACAGAUUGCGUUAAGCCAGGAAGCUGUAGCAAUUUUUAACCAAGAAAGAGAUAAUUUCAUCAUAUUAUUUAAAAUUUGUGGUCAUAUCUUGUACCAGUCUGAUGAAGUACCGAAAACCAAACGUUUAAAGUUAAGCAAAGCAUCGAAAAUAAAGAGUAAAGAUGGUAGAAUAGUGGAAGCGAAGGGAGAUGUUGUUAAUAUAUUUAAGAGUUGUCGAAUCUUGAUAGAUAUUUUUCGAUUGUUGUUACAGUUAGUUGAACCUAAUGUCGAAUUCAGUUUCAAUCAGGAAAUACACGAUUUGUAUAAAAUUGCUUUCCAAGAAUUGUCAAAUUUUGCGAGUGAUUUGGUGCCACUUUUAGAAGAUACGGUGUUAAUUAAUGACUCAGCGUUAUGUACAUCUUACGUUAUGUAUACAUCCACGUUCUUGGAGUAUCAUCAUUAUGAAACAAACGAUGAGGAAACGUCUAAUACGGUCAAUAAUUUCAUAACAUUAUUAUUAAAACUGCUGACGCAAUCAAAUGGCUUAAGAAACAGUUCAUCUACUAAAAUCGACAACCAUCAAAUUAAUGAAGUCGCUGAAUUUCGUAACUGUCUACAACAAGCCAUUGUCAAGCUGGUUGUGAAAUCAUUUUCGAGGGAAAAUACAUCAACUUUUGAUAAUUUACUAUGUGAAACUAAAACGGUCUCAGACAAUCUGAUUUUGGACUUAUCAAAUCUGAAAGUGCGCUUGUAUGUAUGGACAGAAUUGAUUGCUAAACUAACAAUAGAGCGAAAGAAGGCAGAGUAUAAAGAUGCAUUUUCAACAUUACUAUUGACUUUAGUUCGUAUGUCAUAUAACUUGGAAGGCAUGUCAAAUAAGUUGUUGGAUAGUGAGACUUGUCUUCUCAUUUUGAAACUGAUUAAACAACUAUUAACGCAAGGGAAGAACUCUUUAACAAGAGAUGCAGUGAGGAGUGCCUUUCAAAUAUGCUCCACAUGGCCAUAUGAAAAGAAUUGUAUAAGCAGCAAAUUAUAUGGUGAUAUUAGUAAGCAAAAAGAAUUGGCGGGAAAGCAACUACUACAUGAAGGGAUAUUUCAGAUUAUUGAAUUUUGCCACGAUUCGGAUUUUACUUACUUGAAUUCGUGCGUCAAGGAAACUAUGAAAGAUUCGCUGAAAGCAUUACAUGCGGACUAUCUUAAGUUUUAUAAAUUCACUGGCAAAAUAUAA
Messenger RNA from Trichoplax adhaerens, 3054 nucleotides. RefSeq lists its product as uncharacterized. Gene Ontology annotation, biological process: ribosome biogenesis. The record is from RefSeq and is a predicted model, not a curated record. Lineage: Eukaryota; Metazoa; Placozoa; Uniplacotomia; Trichoplacea; Trichoplacidae. The transcript is spliced from 22 exons. The coding region runs from base 1 to 3054 and encodes 1017 amino acids. Gene Ontology annotation, cellular component: nucleolus.